Messenger RNA from Thalassophryne amazonica, 1714 nucleotides. RefSeq names its product CCR4-NOT transcription complex, subunit 7 (gene cnot7). The coding region runs from base 238 to 1098 and encodes 286 amino acids. The transcript has 7 exons. Gene Ontology annotation, cellular component: CCR4-NOT core complex; CCR4-NOT complex; P-body. The record is from RefSeq and is a predicted model, not a curated record. NCBI's taxonomy places the organism in Eukaryota, Metazoa, Chordata, Actinopteri, Batrachoidiformes, Batrachoididae. Gene Ontology annotation, molecular function: nucleic acid binding; poly(A)-specific ribonuclease activity.
UGACGUCCCGUGGUUGGCUCCAGCAAUGAUGGCAGCCAUCGGUUGAUAUCUGUAUAAUACUGGAUAUCAACUGUUUAAAAGUUAAAAUAACCCCCCUGACAUCACUACGUCGGUAAAAUUAACAGUUUCGGGGACGUACAGGUUAAAAGCACACACUCGGCCGGUUUGGGGAACGGUAAGUACAGGAGGCUGCAGCGAGCUACAGUCAAGCGUCGCUGACGAUGUUGUCUUGGCACUAUGCCCGCAGCUACUGUGGAUCACAGCCAAAGAAUAUGUGAGGUUUGGGCCAACAACCUGGAGGAAGAACUGAAAAGAAUCAGACAUGUCAUCCGAAAGUACAACUAUAUUGCUAUGGACACAGAGUUUCCAGGUGUAGUUGCCAGACCUAUUGGAGAGUUCAGAAGCAAUGCUGACUAUCAGUACCAGUUGUUGCGCUGCAAUGUGGAUUUACUGAAGAUCAUCCAGCUGGGCCUCACGUUUAUGAAUGAACAGGGUGAAUACCCUCCAGGAACAUCAACAUGGCAGUUCAAUUUUAAAUUCAACCUCACAGAGGAUAUGUAUGCGCAAGACUCCAUCGAGCUUCUGACCACAUCUGGGCUCCAGUUUAAGAAGCACGAGGAUGAAGGCAUCGAGACACUCUACUUUGCAGAAUUACUCAUGACAUCAGGUGUGGUGCUCUGUGACGGGGUCAAGUGGCUGUCUUUCCACAGUGGCUAUGACUUUGGAUAUCUGAUCAAGAUUCUCUCCAAUGCAAACCUGCCUGAGGAGGAGGUGGACUUCUUUGAGAUUCUUCGCUUGUACUUUCCAGUUAUUUAUGACGUCAAGUAUCUCAUGAAGAGCUGCAAAAAUCUGAAGGGUGGGCUGCAAGAAGUAGCGGAGCAGCUGGAACUGGAAAGGAUUGGACCACAGCAUCAGGCAGGCUCUGACUCUUUACUUACCGGCAUGGCUUUCUUCAAGAUGAGGGAGAUGUUCUUUGAGGAUCAUAUCGAUGAUGCAAAGUACUGUGGUCACUUGUACGGGCUCGGUUCUGGCUCCGCCUACGUCCAGAAUGGAACAGGGAAUGCGUACGAAGAGGAGGCGAACAAGCAGCAGUCGUGACGCCACUCUGAAAAGGUUGCCAUCCUGCUGUUUGCGUCCCAGAGUGACUGCGGCACUGAAGCCGAGUUUCAAAACUGGAUGAAGAAAAGGAAAACUUGCACUCAUCAUUUAGCAAGCUGUUUCUCAUUGGCUAUGUUCACCAUAGACAAAUGAACUUGAUGAUCAUUAGGAAGGAAAACAAUCACAGCUGUCUUCACACGAGUUGCUGAUGUGUGCGAGUUUAGUCUUUUAUUCCUACAAAGCAGUGUAGCUGUCUCUUCAGUUCAGUUCAAUUUAACAUGCAGCGCUUGAAAAGAUGGGAUUUUAGUUUCUUUCAGCGUUCUGUAGACAGUUAUGCACUUUAAAGCUCUGAUUUUAUAUGGAAAGUUGACGUUUCUGGUGUGUCUCUGCCUUCUCUACGUGCCCGUUUUACAUUAUGACCACAUAAAUCUUUAAAUCACAGCAACCUUUUUCACCAUGUUCAGCCUUAAUAUUAGAUACAUUCUUUUAAACUUUAAUUUAUUGUGCUGUUCACUGCAAACUGACGUUCAAGAGGUGCCCCGUUCAACACGGAACAGGACACCGUGCUGCUGUGGGCUGUUUAAUUUGUUGAUUAAAAAGGGAGUCUGCAUUGAGU